AUGUCUAACUCAGAUCGCAUGAUGACGCCCCCAAGCACUCCGGGGCCGUCGACGAACGCUCGUGCCUCCCCGUCCUCCUCGCGUACCCCACCCCCUAAAUUGCGCCUGAAGGAUAAGGAAACAACGCCAUCGCGGCUCGCUCACCUCGUUCUCAAUCUCCUGUUUCCGGACAACAGCGCCUUCGUCUUCAGCGAAGAAGACGAGGCGGAGUUCAGGUGGUACAGCCAACAUAACCGAGACCUUCAGGAGCGGAGGGCUAGACUCGAACGCGAGACGACAGAAGACGAUCCUGCGCUUGCGAAUACGAGCCAGUCCGUGCACAUGGGCGCGCGUCCCGCGGAAGUCGCUCAAGACAUGUACAACAGGCCUCCGGUCCGACGUACACCGCUUCUUCGUCGCCCGCUUCACCGCAGAUACAGAUCAAAGGGCGGGGCGGGGCGUGAAGCAACUGGCCUUGCGUUGCCUUCCCUCGGGCGCAUCGACGAGGUUGGGGAGGACGAGGAUGCGCGGGAUGGGACUGUCUCCAGCGACGACGGAAAGACGAUCCAAACCGCCUCCGAGGACGUUACAUCUAGGGGGUCGCCGGCGUCCGACGGAGCUCCUCGCGCGGAUGCGCCACGACGUCCGCGGUAG
Messenger RNA from Trametes versicolor FP-101664 SS1, 633 nucleotides. RefSeq lists its product as uncharacterized. The coding region runs from base 1 to 633 and encodes 210 amino acids. NCBI's taxonomy places the organism in Eukaryota, Fungi, Basidiomycota, Agaricomycetes, Polyporales, Polyporaceae. The transcript has 2 exons. The record is from RefSeq and is a predicted model, not a curated record.